AUGGAAGACGAUUUAUUAGAUUUUGCAUCCGAUCAAUUAUUUAAAAAACCAAAUAUUCCCUCAAUAUCAAAUUCAACAACUGUUUCAACAAAUAAUAAUAAUAAUAAUAAUAAUAAUAAUAAUAAUAAUAAUAAUAAUAAUAAUAAUAAUAAUAAUAAUAAUAAUAAUAAUAAUAAUAAUAAUAGUGAUAAUUCUAAUAGUAUUAGUGAUAGUAGUGGUGGUGGAACUAUUAAUAAUUCAAUAACAUCUCCAUCACCUUUAUUAGGUCAACAGAUUUCUUUUACAAGCAAUAGUAGUGGUAGUAAUAAUUCUAAUUUAAGUUUAAAUAAAAUUAAUAAUAAUAAUAAUAAUAAUAAUAAUAAUGAUAGAUAUGAAGAAUCAGAAAUACUUCAAUCUCAAAAUACAGUAGAAAUUGAAGCAAUUCAAGAAAAUCCAACUCAUUAUAUAUCAAAAAUUCAAAAUAAUAAAAGAACAUAUGAAGAUAUGGAUAACUAUGAUAAUCCAACACUCGAUGAUUUAAUAAAUAAUACACAAUAUCCCUCAACUUAUGAACCUGAAAAUCAUGACAAUCAUAAUCAUCAUGCGAAUAAUAAGGAUUCUAAUGAUACUAAUAACAACAACAACAACAACAAUAAUAAUAAUGUAAUUAAUGUAAAUAAUGUAAAUAAUAUAAAUAACGGAAUUGAUAGAAAAUUACCAACUUGGAUGAAGAAAAAAGAUAAUGUCAAUGAACACGAAGAACAAUAUAAACAAGCUAUCUCAUCAUUUGAAGAAAAAACAAUAAAAAAACAAAAAAUAUCUGAUAAUGAUAAUAAUGACCAAAAUAAUAAUAAUAAUUUAGAAUGGUUAAAAUUAUAUAAAGGAUUUAAAGAAGUUGAUAUACCAAUUAAAAAAGGUAGAGUGAUUUGUUUUGAUUUAGAGACAUCAGGAGUUACAUCAAGUGAUACGAUCAUUGAAAUUGGUGCAGUUGAAUUAAUUGAUGGUUGUAGAACUGGUGUUAUCUUUCAAAGUUAUGCUCAACCUAAAGCACAAAUUCAUCCAGUAUCUGAACAAAUUCAUCAACUAACUUCACUCCAAUUAAUGAGUGCACCACCAAUUGAAAUCAUAUUGGCAAGUUUUAUGGAUUGGGUUGGUAAUUCACCUUUAGUAGCUCACAAUUUAGCUUUCGAUAAAAGAAUAUUGAUUCAAGAAUUAAUUCGUUAUAAUAUACCUUUCAAUAUUGACCAUAUUUGUUUUUGUACAAUGAAAUAUUUUAAAAAAAUUUAUAAUGGUUUAAAUUAUUCUUUAGAUUCAAUUAGUCAAAAAUUGAAAAUUAAUAAAUUAUUAUUAAGAAAAACACAUGGUGCUUUAAUUGACUCUGAAAUACUUGCGAUUAUUUACACACAUCUAUUAAUUGUUGACCCAAAUACAGCUGUAAAAAAAAUUAUUGCAAAUAGUACCACAAAUAAAUAA
Molecule: messenger RNA, 1452 nt
Organism: Dictyostelium discoideum AX4
Lineage: Eukaryota; Evosea; Eumycetozoa; Dictyosteliales; Dictyosteliaceae
Product: DNA polymerase III, epsilon subunit
Exons: 2
Coding region: 1-1452 (483 amino acids)
Biological process (GO): DNA biosynthetic process; DNA replication
Molecular function (GO): DNA-directed DNA polymerase activity; nucleic acid binding; DNA binding
Source: RefSeq, a predicted model, not a curated record